AUGGUUGAUUGCGCAUCAUUAAGCCCCUCGCGGGCGGCGCCCGUGGCCCGCGCUUUCCGAGGCGACCGGGGGGCUCGCCUAGGUGGCCGCCUCCUCGGGCUCCGCGAGCUCGUGCCAGUCGCCGGCGACGCUCUCCUUCCAGAGGCUCACGGCGUCGUCGCCCGAGCUCACGGCCAGCACGCAACCGGCGACGGACCACGCGACGCGCCAGACAGGGGCGUCGCAGGUCGUCACGACGCGACUCGCCCAGGGCCCGUUCAGAUCGUUGCGCGUCCAGACGAGGACCGACUUGUCGUCCGAGCACGAGAUCAGGCACGGCUUCGGCUCGCCGUAGAACGGCGAGAAUGCCACGUCCCGCACCCAGCCGGUGUGCGCCUUGCCGCCGUUCGCGACGGGCUCCAGGUCCCACGCGUCCGCGUUCGGGUCCUCGCGGCGCCAGACCUUGACGAGCGCGUCGCACCCGCCGGUCGCGAGGCGCGGGACGAGCGCGCCCUCGGCCGUCGCGGACCCCGUCGCUUCGACGGGGCACCAGCUGCAGGACGUGAGGCCGAGGGGGGAGGCCAGGAAGGACGACGCGGCCCACUCGCCGCUCGUCGCGUCGUGCGCGAGGAUCGUCGCCCGGCCGUCGCUGGCGGCGCAAGCCAGCUGGAGCACCCCGGCCCCCUCCGGCGCCCAGCACACGGCGUUCACCGACGCCCCCUCGCCGCCCGACCACGCGUGCACGGCCGUCCAGCGGCCCGGGGCGUCCUCCUUGUGGACGAGGACCUGGCCGUCGUAGCCGCAGCUCGCCACGACCUGGCCGUACCGGGGGUGCGCCCAGCAGACCUGCCAGACGGGGCCCCCGUGGCCCGUUAUCGUCGCCUCGUGCGCCGUCGCCUCGCCGUCGGCCGCGAAAAUUUUCACGGUCCCGUCCGACGAGCACGUCGCCAGGCGCCGCGCGUAGUAGUCCCAGGCCACGUCGUGGACGUGGUCCUCGUGCUGCGUGUCGAGGAGCUGCGGCGCGGCGGCCUCCGGCCGCGUCGGCGCAGCGGCGGCAGCCAUUGCAGGGUCACCUCGAGCCUCAAAGAGCCUCGCGAGCUCGCGAUACACCCGAGAGCAAAACCCGCGCGU
Molecule: messenger RNA, 1110 nt
Organism: Pelagomonas calceolata
Lineage: Eukaryota; Pelagophyceae; Pelagomonadales; Pelagomonadaceae
Source: the annotation of a GenBank genome assembly